GAGGUAAAUAAAUCGGACAUGGCAGAAGGUAUCGGAGACUUUACGAGAUGGACUACUCGGUUGUAGCAGCGAGUUUGGCGGCUCUGGGUCUCUACCUCAACACACUCCGUGCCGACUUCGCCUACGACGACAGUCGAGCGAUCCAGAAGAAUCCCGACUUGCUGCCAGAGACUCCACUCCUGAACAUCUUCUACGAUGAUUUCUGGGGGACGCCACUGACCCACAGCGGAUCCCACAAGUCGUACCGGCCGCUAUGUGUCCUCUCAUUCCGUCUGAACCACAUCCUGGGGGAACUCGACCCGUGGGGGUACCACCUCGGAAAUGUCUUACUCCACACUCUCGUCACGGCGGUCUUCACGCACCUCGCGAGGAUAUUCCUCAAACGCAGCCUGCCGACGCUCACUGCCGGUCUGUUAUUUGCCUCACACCCCGUUCACACGGAGGCGGUGGCUGGGGUGGUGGGGCGGGCUGAUGUUGGGGCGUGUCUCUUCUUUCUGCUAGCUUUCCUCAGUUACAUGAAGUAUGUGGAGUGCCGUAGUGCACGGGAUCAAGCCUGGGUGCGGUGGUGGUUUAUGGGUGCUGUGUAUUCGUUCUCCACGGCCAGUAUGUUGACUAAGGAGCAAGGGAUAGCUGUGUUGGCCGUGUGUGCCAUUUAUGACACGUUUAUUUACAACCGCGUCAAGCUGCUGGAUAUAAUGAAAUUACAUAUAUUAACUAUGGCCAAGUUUUGGAAGCUGUUAGAGGGGCUGGUGCUAACUGCGGUUUGUGGUGGUUUACUGGUGGUUUUCCGAGUCUACUUCAUGGGCAACAAACCACCGGAAUUUGCCCCAUCAGACAACCCUGCCUCCGACUGUGACAGUCUGCUCACUAGAACAUUGACCUAUCAUUUCCUUCCUGCCUUCAAUGUCUGGCUCCUAUUCUGUCCAAGAGUCCUGAGUUUUGAUUGGUCAAUGGAAGCAGUCCCGUUGAUCAAGACUUUUACCGAUAUCAGAAACUGUUCCACAGUUCUUCUUUACACAGCUCUAGCCUACUUUGCUCACCAAAUAAUAAAAAGUCUCCAUUCCGCUCCUCAAAAAGACACUUUUCAUAAACCUCACAUGAAUGGAAAUGGGGUCUCAAACCACACUUCUCAUAUACAGUAUACCAAACAACAGACUUCUUUCCCGAAAGCGCGGUUGAAAACGCGCCGCGGGUCCUGUAGCUCAACGGACAGUAAUGAAGAUAUUCCAAACUCUGUGCUGUCAUCGCAGACAGCCGAGGUUGUUAUUCUGUCUCUCGCUAUUAUGGUGUUCCCGUUCAUUCCGGCCUCCAAUUUAUUUUUCUACGUUGGAUUUGUGAUAGCCGAAAGAAUUCUUUACAUUCCUAGCAUGGGCUUCUGUCUUCUUGUCGCCUUUGGUGCUGAUCUGUUAUACACAUAUAUGAGGGAGAAGUGGAAGAAAAGGGCAGUGGUUGUCUCCAUUGCAAUUGUUAUUUUAUUAUAUAGUGCGCGGACUGUGAUUCGCAAUGAAGACUGGAUUACGGAGGAAAAAUUAUAUGCAUCUGGAGUGUCGGUGAAUCCAGCCAAAGCAUGGGGGAAUUUGGCCAAUGUGUGGAAUUCACAAAAGAAGAUGGCAGAGGCCGAGGAGGCUUACAGACAAGCCUUGUCUUACAGAGGAAACAUGGCCGACGUCCAUUAUAAUCUAGCCAUCCUUCUUCAAGAACAGAAGAGAGUCGAUGAAGCCUUGGAGAGUUACAAGAAAGCCAUCCACUUCCGACCAAAGCUAUCUAUGGCUCAUCUAAAUUAUGGUAUUUUAUUGGCAUCUCUUGGAAAAACUGACCAAGCAGCACAGGUGUUCCGCCACUGUGCAGAUCUUGACACCUCUGGUCUGAAGGAUCCUCGUCUCCAUGACAGCACCAAGAUCUCCUGUCUCUACAAUCUCGGUCGCCAGCUUACCGAGCAAGACAGAUUCGAGGAUGCUUUGGAAGUGUUUCAUGAAGCUUUGAAAAGAAGACCAAGUUACUAUCAACCCCAGUCCCUUUACAACAUGUUGGGUGAGGUAUACAUGAAGAUGGGUCAGUUAGAUAAUGCUGAACACUGGUAUCACGAAGCUCUCAAGUCGAAACCUGACCAUAUUCCGGCUCACAUCACGACUGCAAGACUGCUGCAGAAGAAGAAUAAACUGGAGGAAGCAGAAAGCUGGUUGAAGAAAGCCUAUGAGCUGGAUCCUAAUGACAGCAGUAUGUUGCAUCAUUAUGCACAGUUCUAUGCAGAGGCCGGGCGCCACAAGGAAUCUCUGCACAUGUUCAAGUUAGCUCUUGCUAAAUCCAAACCAGAUUUUGAGCUGCUCUUCAAUGCUGCUAAUGCAUUUAGACAAGAAGGUGACAACGGUGGGGCAGAAGGUCUGUACAGACAAGCUGUCAAACUGAAACCAGAGUUGUCCUCUGCCCACAUGAACCUGGGAGCCAUGCUGCACAUGAACAACAAACUGGAAGAAGCUGAGACGAGCUAUCUGGAAGCUCUUCGCUUGAAGCCUGAUGACAACAUGACGAAAACCAAUCUUCAGAAACUGAGAAACCUAAUAGGGUCCAGGAAAUAUUCAACAUCCAAGAAGAAUACAAGAUAGAAGUGGUUAAAGUUUAAUAUAUACAAUAUAUAUUAUAUAUUAUAUGAUGACAAUAUGACAAAAACCAAUCUACAGAAACUGACAAACCUAAAAGGAUCCAGAAAAUAUUUUACAUCCAAAAAGAAUACAAGAUAGAAGUGGUUAAAGUUUUAAUAUACAGUGAAACCACUGAAGACCGGUCCCUCUGUAAACUGGAAUUCCCUCAAAACCGGACGUUUUACAGAGUCCCUUUUUAAAAACCAGGACAGAACUUAACCUCUCUAAACUGGAUCCCUCUUAAAACCGGACAUUUUUAUUGGUCCCAAGGCUGUCCGGUUUAGAGGGGUUUCACUGGAUAUAACAUAUAUAUUAUAUGUUGACAGCAUGACAAAAACCAAUCAUCAAUAACUGAGGAACCUAAUAGAGUCCAGGAAAUAUUCAACAUCCAAGAAUACUACAAGAUAGAAGUGGUUAAAAUUUAAUAUAUAUAUAUAUAUAUUAUGUAUUUGAGGUAUUAUUUGGCAUACAACUUGGCAUAACAUCACAAACUUUACCAAACAUGACUCGAUGUCACAUCAUUUAAACAAAGUUUGUUUUGUUUAACGAAACCACUAGAACACAUUGAUUUAUUAAUCAUUGGCUGUUGAAUGUUAAACAUUUAGUAAUUCUGAUAUACCAUCUUAGAGAGGAAACCUGCUACAUUAUUCCAUUAGUAGUAAGGGAUCGCUUAUAUGCACCAUCCAACAGACCAUCUAAACAAGAGUUACAAAUGGACGUGCUUCUUAAAUUGCAUUUGGUCAAACUAAAACAACAUUUUUUUUUUACAUAGGAUUGGUUUCAGGAAUAUAUAACUUAAAAUACUAGAUAAAUACAUAAUAUAAAUAAAACUGAUGUCCAAUGAAUUAAUUUUAUUUGAACAGAAUUGGCGAAGUUUAUUUUUACCUUUUUAACUUUGAUGUUGAAAAAGUGACAAGUAAAUAAUGCUAUAUUUUUAUAAGAUGUAGUUAAAAAGUGUCCUAAUACUUGUGAUUUGGGGUGGGUGGUGAAGUUACAGGUUGUAGAGUUUCCGUAGAUGGCUUAUGAUAAUGUUCUUUCUUGUAUGUAUAUGGCAUAUACAUGUUUGUGAACUUUGUUUGAAAUAAUGUCAAUUUUUAACCUUAUUUAUGAAAAUUGUUGUUUUACCACUAUCUAAUAAAAUGUACUGUGACAUGGUUGUUACAGCUUAUUUAUGUUACUUUUUCUCAGUAACUUACUUGGUGAAUUUAGUCCCAGAAUAUAUAUAUUUUUUAUAAUAAAACAAAGUGUGAUGCAAUAUCUUUGUCACUGUCAGGUGAUAUGAAAACCCUGACACAUAUGGAGGUUGUGAACAAUAUCAUUUUAUAAAUAAAGUGUAUAUAUUAUAUUUGUAUAAAUAUACUCCCGACAAAAAGAAAAUUAAGCAAGUUAAGUUGAUGUUUCUUCAAAAAUCUUCUUACACAUAGUACUGUAUUUGAAAUAAAAAUAAAACUGACCCUUCUCUUUCAACCAGGGGUGGGAAUUCUCCUCGGAUCAGCUGUUUUCCUCUAAUGGAACAUUGUGUUUCCUCGCAUUUUAAUCGUCCUUUCCUCCAAAAUGUGUCUAAUGGCACAGAUUUUAACCUAGGAUUUCAAGAAUUUCCGGGACCCCUCUAGAUUUCCUCUUUUUUUUUUUACAGUUCACCAAUUCCCACCCCUGUUCAACAUAUCCACCAUAGCAUGCUGAAAACGUGUGGGCGAAGGUGCCAUUCAAAUAUGUCUAACUCUUAAUCAGGAUAUUCGGUAUCUUAGUUAUAAUAAUAUUAUGUUCAAAGCUAUACUUGUUAAAGGAUAUUUAAUGACAAAAUAAUUUAAAUGUUGGUUUACAAUUAAACAUUCCAGGAUGUUAGUAUGUAUUGUUUAAGUUGUAGAUAGAAUAAAUUACGGUAGACUUGUUAGUAAUUCGAUCCAGUUUGAUGUAUAAAAUAACUUCAGUAAUUUUAUUGUUAUGUUAUAUUUUGUUUUGUUUUUUAAUUUGUUCAGCUGGGUAUAUAUUACAUUCAGAAUUGAUAUAUUUUAAAAACGUAUAGCCACUUGGUCCAUUUAAGUAAAGCAUUUCUUGCUAAACCUUUUUUCUUGCUUGAAAUAUCCAUUUCUUGAUAUCUUGUCUUCAAAAAUUUAUUUCUGAACACAUAAUUACUUACAAAUUUGACUAGCAUUUGCAAACCAAGUUGUUAAAAAUCUUAAGACAAUUAAUUGUGUGUAUCCAUGAAUAGUUAUAACAUUUGAAUGACCCAACUUUCUGAUAACUGAAUACAUGUAGAAUGAAUUUCUAAAACGUAUUUACCAAAACAUAAAAAGAAAGGCAUAGCAUUAAAAUCAAGCUCAUGUCAAAUGGUCAAACCAGAACCAUCUUGAGCUUCUAUUAAGCAUUCAGACCAACAAAACUGUAUAGAAAUAGAUGUAUAGGAAUACAUAUUCUAAUUUAAAAACUGUAAGUUUCAAGUUUUAUAUAACAUUGACCUUUAACAGUGUGUUAUAUUAAAUAUACUGUCCUAAAGUUUGCUUUUUUGGCAGCAUGUUUCCUACAAACAGAGUCUUUUUAAUAACUAAAAACUAAAGUUUGUUUUGUUUAACAAUACCACUAGAGCACAUUGAUUUAUUAAUCAUUGGCUUUUGGAUGUGAAACAUUCAGUAAUUUUGACAUAUAAACUUAUAGAGGGAACCCGCUACA
Messenger RNA from Gigantopelta aegis, 5309 nucleotides. RefSeq names its product protein O-mannosyl-transferase TMTC2-like. The transcript is spliced from 13 exons. Gene Ontology annotation, cellular component: endoplasmic reticulum membrane. The coding region runs from base 48 to 2603 and encodes 851 amino acids. The record is from RefSeq and is a predicted model, not a curated record. Gene Ontology annotation, biological process: protein O-linked glycosylation via mannose. Gene Ontology annotation, molecular function: mannosyltransferase activity; protein binding. Lineage: Eukaryota; Metazoa; Mollusca; Gastropoda; Neomphalida; Peltospiridae.